Myripristis murdjan (pinecone soldierfish) is the source of this 666-nucleotide messenger RNA. RefSeq lists its product as uncharacterized. The record is from RefSeq and is a predicted model, not a curated record. The transcript has 2 exons. The coding region runs from base 1 to 666 and encodes 221 amino acids. Lineage: Eukaryota; Metazoa; Chordata; Actinopteri; Holocentriformes; Holocentridae.
AUGCUGGUCUUCCUCCUGCUGGACCCCAUCACGGGCUUGUUGCUGAUGGAGCGCAGAGCAGACGCAGAAGAUAACCAAGAGCUCAACAAAGCCAUUUUGGAGAUGUUGCAUAUCAAUAAAGUCUCUGCCAGCCAUCAGGCUAAACCUCAUCCCUACAUGAGGCAGGUCUACCAGCUUUUGGACUCGCUGGAAGCUCAAGACCUGGGGAAAUCAGAUGGGACAUUGGUGCAGAGUUUUCGGAGUGUGUCUGGGUCAGCUCAUGCUCCUCCAGGAUGGAUCUGGUUCAACGUCACCAACCUGAACCCUUCAAUGAUGGGUGCGGAGCUGGUUCUCUUCAGGAAAACCCUUCACCCCCGUCCCAUCAGUGUCACUGUGGCCCUGCACAGCCUCACCGGAUCAGAAGGAACUCUGAAGGAGAGUCCCGCCCUAGAAGAGAGACUGCUGACCCUGGACCAGCGGCCCUCAUCAGGCUACGAUGUGUUUGACGUCUCAGCUGUUCUGGCUGCAAAGCCUCUGGACGUGGUGGGCUUCCAGCUCCGCUACACAGAUGAGAGUGGAAGCCUGGUGCUCCAUGAAGCUCUAACACAGAGUCUGUACUGCCUGAACAGAGGCUCUUUAAGCGAGCCCUUACUGGUGCUUUACCAAGCACACCCUCUGAGGAUGUAG